GUCCCGCAUCUCCGGUUUGUCGUCCACCGGUUUGCCUUGGCGCUCUGUACUUUUCCCUGUUGACCUCGUCGUAGCUGAAGUUGCCUGGGUCUUUCUUUAUUUCGUGUCUUUUUAUCUUUAACAUCGUUCACUGAUACUCGUAACCGUCAGGCACCUAUCCCCAUGACGCGAAAGGUUAUUGUAGCGACAGACAAAGUAGAUCUGUUUUCCCGUUUCAAAGUUUUGAUUCAAGAAGUUGCCGAUACCUUUGCUUCGUCAGGAAAUGAGUUCCUUAAAGUCGGUGUUUCCGGUGGAAGCAUGCCAACCAUGCUCGCGCAGGUACUUCCUGGUGUCAAAACGGAUUGGAAGAAAUGGCGGUUUUUCUUUUGCGACGAAAGGCUUGUUCCGGUUGAAAAUAGCGAAAACACUUACGGCAGCUACAACGCACAGCUUGCACCGAAGCUGGGUUUAACAAAGGAACAAUUUGUGGUCGUCGAUACGUCACUGCCUCCUCAUGAAGCGGCUCAGAAGUACUCUGAAAAGUUGAAAGAAUACUUUAAGACUGUUCCGGAGUUCGACCUGUUGCUGUUGGGAAUGGGCCCGGAUGGGCAUACUUGUUCCCUGUUCCCUGGACACAAGCUGCUUGAGGAGAAAACCAAGUGGGUGGCUGACAUUACAGAUUCUCCAAAGCCUCCUCCAUGCCGAGUGACUUUGACUUACCCAGUAAUCAAUUCUGCAAAGCUGGUUGUAUUUACAAUUUCUGGUGCUGAAAAGGCUGACACUGUAGAAAAAGUGCUUCACCCAAAGAAAGGAGAGCCGCGCCUUCCAGCGUCUCUGGUUGAGCCCACCGCAGGCGAUGUCGUCUGGCUUUUGGACACCGCGGCCGCUAGCCUGCUGCCCAAAUGAUUCCUCUUCGUGGCACCGUUGUCUUUCAUUGCGCAACGCGUUGAAAUUGUGCUUCAAGCUGAGACGUAUAAGACCGACAAUAAAUCUUUUGCAUAAACGAA
Rhipicephalus sanguineus (brown dog tick) is the source of this 986-nucleotide messenger RNA. Its product is annotated as 6-phosphogluconolactonase. The coding region runs from base 163 to 885 and encodes 240 amino acids. The record is from RefSeq and is a predicted model, not a curated record. Gene Ontology annotation, biological process: carbohydrate metabolic process; pentose-phosphate shunt. Gene Ontology annotation, molecular function: 6-phosphogluconolactonase activity. NCBI's taxonomy places the organism in Eukaryota, Metazoa, Arthropoda, Arachnida, Ixodida, Ixodidae. The transcript has 5 exons.